Suillus clintonianus is the source of this 1155-nucleotide messenger RNA. RefSeq lists its product as uncharacterized. Lineage: Eukaryota; Fungi; Basidiomycota; Agaricomycetes; Boletales; Suillaceae. The coding region runs from base 1 to 1155 and encodes 384 amino acids. The record is from RefSeq and is a predicted model, not a curated record. The transcript has 3 exons.
AUGUCUUGUCCCAGCACCCCUGCACGUCAACCACAUUUCUACACCGAUCCAACAUCUGGGCUUCGUCGAUCACCUCGAAAAAUGUGUCCCGAGGGCCUCUCAUUCAUCCCAUCACAAAAUGGCACCCCACAAAACCACGACCAUCGAUGGAACAACCACGGCCACACGAUUUUCAGCCUACCAUCAAAUUUUUCAGAUCAGGGUCAUAUCCUCUCCUCCGGAGAUGGGGAGAAUGACAUACCUGAAGCUCCCACUAUGCCAACAGUGACACCCGCAAAAACACCUGUGCGACGCAUUCGAGCACGAGCUGCUCCGAAGACUCCAGGUAGUGCUACUCCUGUUCCAAAGCCAAAGUCAAUGAGAGGGACAGGAAGUAAAUCCGGCGAAGGGAACAGACGGACCUCUGGUAACUCGGACGAUGAGAUCUCAAAGCUCGCCGAGAGCCAGCUCGGUCGGGCAGGUCUUAAGCUUGAGCCAGAGGGACUUGGAGCUGCACCUGUAGAGACACCCGUGAAGCUGGAAGGUGCAACUUCAGGGAGAGCGUUUUCGGAUGAAGAUAAACUGAAAGCCGUGAAGUAUAUUACCUCUCCAGAAGUGUGGCCAACAUUCAAGCUGACACAGACCACAACCUUCACAUAUAUAGCAUGUGUCUUGCUAAAAGGCCGAGUCGACCAUGCUCAAAUUCGUAACUUCUGGCACAACCAAGCUUGGCCAAAGUACAAGGCUGUGCGAGAGCGCCAAGAGCACACUGGUGGAGGUGAUGGAGAUGAAGAUGGAGAGGGAGAUGAGCUUGACGGCGAGUGCGGGAAUAUUGUCGAAGAUGAUGUUGCACUAGAUGGGACGAAGCGAAAACGCACAUCAAAGAAAAAAGUGUCGAAGAAGGUACUGGAUGAGUUUGAAGCUAGUGAAAUUUUCAGAGCCAUUGACGCUGUCCACGACAUCAACUCGAGCGAGUCUAUCUCAGAUGAUGAGACUCCACCGAAAAAACGAAUGCAUAAGUCAGCAUCAUUUGAGGCCAAUGACAUUUCCGAUACCAGCACACUUCUUCGCGACAUGAUGGGAACUAUGGGCGAGCGUCAUAGACGGCAGGCAAAAGUCGACGAAACUAAUCUAGAGGUUGCCAAACUCAACAUGGAGGUCACGUUGAAGCAGUGA